Ascoidea rubescens DSM 1968 is the source of this 714-nucleotide messenger RNA. RefSeq lists its product as uncharacterized. The transcript has a single exon. NCBI's taxonomy places the organism in Eukaryota, Fungi, Ascomycota, Saccharomycetes, Ascoideales, Ascoideaceae. The record is from RefSeq and is a predicted model, not a curated record. Bases 147 to 620 code for a protein of 157 amino acids.
ACGCAGGAGUCCAGCGCCAUGGGGCUAUUGCUGGCUUAGAUAGCUAUAGCCUUCUUGAAGACGAUAUAAGGGAUAAGGGAUAUGCUGAAGAUAUAUAAGCAGAUACACCCUCCAUGUCCUAGAAAUGCUCAUCAAUUCUCUCAACAAUGAACUCCUAUCCUCUUGAAGCUUCUCCCUAUAACAGCAAAGACGACCCCUACAAUUAUCCACAGCAGAUUGAGAAUCGGGCGCCAGAACGACCCAACAGAUUCCUCCAGAUCCUCAAUUUUGUCGUCUUUGCUGCCUUGCUUUUUGGCUCGCUUUGCUUCAUUUACUAUGCUUUGCUCAAAGAAAAAUUGUACUUGCAGAUAAUCAGUUUCUCUAUCUAUUGUGUGCUUGUAGCUUUAACUUUUGUUCUCACCUCGUCGUCUCCCAGGUACUUUAAGUUUGUCAUAUGGGAAGGUAUCGCUGCGUCCCUGGUAUUGGUCUUUGUAGUGGGUUACAAAUUUUACAGAAUUGACAAUUUUGUAAUCAAAAUCUGCAUUGUUAUUGCCCUAUUGGUAAUUCAAUUGGUGUUUUAUAUCUUUUUUAGUUGCUUCAGAAAACAUGGCAGGUACAAGUAUCUGAAAAUAACCAACUAGAUAAGAUAACAAGUAGAUAAAUAAGAAAAUAAAUAGAUACUAAUUAAAAAAAUAAAAAAAAAAAUUUAAAUAAAUAUAAAGUUUAAUAAUAAAG